AUGGGUACAUGUUCUUCUUCCCAUGAUGAAGAGCGUCUACCUUUCAAUUCUCCUUCACGUGCUAAAAGCGGCGAUCGUUCAGUUGUAUAUCGUUCUCUAGCGACUAUGAUAGCACCUGUACACGAUAUCACAACAUUAGCACAACUCGAUUUUUACAAUAAUAAAAAUGAAGGACAUUUAGUUGUUCUUGAUUGUCAUGCUAAAUGGUGUCCACCGUGCAUUAAGAUUGAGCCAAUAAUUAAUGAAUGGGCACAAAGUGCCGAAUAUUGUGACACAGUUGUAUUUCUCAAAUGUGACGUAGAUCAGGGAGAAGAACUACAACAUAAAUAUAAAGUAGAAUCUUUACCAACAUUCAUCUAUUUUAAGCACGGAAAAGAGAUACAUCGACUUGUGGGAGCUAACGUUAGACGACUUAAACAAGAUAUCGACAUAUUCAGAUAG
This is a messenger RNA of Didymodactylos carnosus, 441 nucleotides long. NCBI's taxonomy places the organism in Eukaryota, Metazoa, Rotifera, Eurotatoria, Philodinida, Philodinidae. The record is from the annotation of a GenBank genome assembly.